UCUACCACUCCCGCCUCCUCCCCUCGCGCCUCGUUCGCUCUCGGCCAAAACCCUCCCCCCAAGCUCUCUCCGCUGCGGCCUGAAGUGCGGCCGCCCAGUCCCAAUUACUUUGGACUGGUGGUCGACUCUGCCCACGACCCUCGAGAUUCCUCUGGCCUGGGCAACAACUGGAGUCCGACCUCGUCGUCGGUCAAGUCCUUCGCCGCUGCGCUCCCGAAGCAUGUCGAGUCUAACCCCGAGUUUGAGGCCUUCAAGAGACAGGUCGACAUCAACAGGGGCAAGUCGUUUGCGCUGCCAACCUCCCAUUACGUCCAGCCCACGUCCAACCCGGCCAUCGUGCGCCCACGGGCGCCUAGGUGGCAUACCCAUGCGAGCGAUACGGGGUCUGAGAGCUCGUUCCCCCGUGCCCUGAACCUCCCCAGAGACCGGCCGUCAAGUCGAAUGGACGUCGAUCAGGAUAGCCUCCACGACUCUGCCUAUGUGUCAUCCGACUCGAAGAGGAAUUCUGAAGCCUCCCUGUUUCCCCUGCAGCUUCCCGGAAUCGCGAUCCCGAGGUUCGAGUCCCCCAUGCCCAUGGACCCCAUGCAGAGCCGGACGAGCUUGACUCGGUCCGAAGACCGAGAUCCGCGACUCUCGGUGAUGGAGCACCGCCCGGAGCCUCCUUCGCCCAAGCUGUCAGAGAUGACAAGGGCCGUCACUAUGCCCACCAAGCUGGAGCCUGGACAGCCAUCGUUGAUUACUGCCGCGUGUCUCAAGGACCUGCUGGUGACCGAGGACGAGGAUAGCCUCCUGCUCUUGGAUAUUCGGUCGUCCAACAACUAUGCCUCGUCCCGGAUCAAGGGAGCGCUGAACCUCUGCAUACCCACUACGCUUCUGAAGCGGGCAACGUACAACACUGAAAAGCUGCAGCAAACUUUCCAAAGCAGUUCGGCGUCAGACAAGUUUUCCACAUGGCGGGACGUGGACCGCAUCAUCGUAUACGACUCUCGCUCCUCGGACAAGCGUGACACCGUUGCGGCGCAGAACAUGAUCAAGAAGUUCACAAACGAGGGUUAUACCGGAGAGACGGCCAUUCUUAGAGGAGGCUUCCAAGGGUUUGUGACGUCGUAUCCCGAACUGGUUGACAGCAGCUCGACCGUGUCCACGGACUCUGAUGGCGGCGCGUUCCCCGGUGCCACGCGAGGCCUUGCGCCCGUCAUUGGCGGCGUCAUGCUGCCCACGUCCAAGAACCCGUUCUUCUCCAACAUUCGACAGAACAUGGACUUGGCCGACGGCGUCGGUCAGCUGGACGUUGCCUGGCCGCACGGCCUAGAGCCGGGCGUGCUCCCCAUGUGGCUCCGCGACGCGGCGGCGCAGCCUGACCACGGCAAGCGGGUGUCGGACCGCUUCCUGCGCAUAGAGCUGGAGGAAAAGACUCGUAUGCAGAAUGCGUAUGCUGCGUUCAACGAGGGCAAUGUUGCUCAAAACCCGGCCAUGAACGGCCGAGUGCAGCUUUCGGGAGUCGAGAAGGGCGGCAAGAACCGCUACAAGGACAUUCUUCCCUUUGAGCACGCGCGAGUGAAGCUUCAGAACAGGCCCGAGGGCGCCUGCGACUAUGUCAACGCCAGUCACAUCACCGCCUCAGGGAGCAACAAGCGAUAUAUUGCGAGUCAGGGCCCCUUGCCUGACACUUUUGAGGACUUUUGGUCUGUUAUCUGGGAGCAAGAUGUGCGCGUCAUUGUCAUGUUGACGGCCGAGUCAGAAGGAGGCCAAUUGAAGUGCCACACAUACUGGAAGGAUCGCGAAUACGGCCCUAUCAAGCUGAAGCAGCUUUCCGAGAAGAAGGCAUCACUCGAUCUCGACAAGCACCGCGCCUCCAACGCGCAAAGCAACGCCGCCAUGUCAUCAAACGAGGCCAGCCGCAAGCGAGCCAACACAACGACGACCCUCGAGACAGCUGCGGCCAACCCCCCUCCUCCUCAAUCGCAAUCCGAGGCGUUUGUCACCAUUCGCAAAUUUGCGCUUUCUCACUCCGCCCAUCCCUUUUCUCCCAUCCGCGAGAUUACUCACCUUCAUUUCUCCUCCUGGCCCGACUUUGGCACGCCGGCGCAGCCGUCUCACCUCCUUGCUUUGGUGGAGCUUGCCAACGUGAUGCAGCGCGCGGCUCUCCCGGUCGAAACAGCCUCGGUCGUGGGCUCUAGCAAGAUUGCUCAUGACAUGACGCCUCUUUCGUGGUACGACGAGCCCGAAGCCGACAGCGCGAGCCGGCCGAUGCUCGUCCACUGCUCCGCAGGAUGCGGUCGGACGGGAGCGUUCUGCACCGUGGACAGCGUGAUUGACAUGCUGAAGCGUCAGCGACUGGCCAACAUGCCCGGGGGCCAGCAGCAGCCUUCUCGGGACGCAGGGGGGGAUACGCCCAUGGCGGACUCUGACGAUGCCAUUUCUCCCAUGACGAACAGGCAGAUGGGCUUCAAGUUCAACCUGGAGCGACAGCCGAGAUUGGAGACCCCCGGAACCCAAGGGCAACAGUCGAUUGACGUGUCCUGGCUGCGGGAUGAAUCGGUUGAUUUGAUUCAAAAGACGGUGGAAGACUUCCGCGAGCAAAGAAUCAGCAUGGUUCAGAGCUUGCGGCAAUACGUCUUGUGCUACGAGACGGUGCUUGAAUGGAUACACCGACUGCACGACAGA
This is a messenger RNA of Trichoderma reesei QM6a, 2667 nucleotides long. Its product is annotated as tyrosine phosphatase. The record is from RefSeq and is a predicted model, not a curated record. Gene Ontology annotation, molecular function: protein tyrosine phosphatase activity. Lineage: Eukaryota; Fungi; Ascomycota; Sordariomycetes; Hypocreales; Hypocreaceae. The transcript is spliced from 2 exons. Gene Ontology annotation, biological process: protein dephosphorylation. The annotation marks the transcript as partial.